This is a messenger RNA of Erinaceus europaeus (western European hedgehog), 1932 nucleotides long. It is a transcript of the gene GLA, whose product is annotated as galactosidase alpha. Gene Ontology annotation, molecular function: alpha-galactosidase activity. Gene Ontology annotation, biological process: glycoside catabolic process; oligosaccharide metabolic process; glycosylceramide catabolic process. Lineage: Eukaryota; Metazoa; Chordata; Mammalia; Eulipotyphla; Erinaceidae. Gene Ontology annotation, cellular component: cytoplasm. The record is from RefSeq and is a predicted model, not a curated record. The transcript has 7 exons. The coding region runs from base 56 to 1372 and encodes 438 amino acids.
UUUAAAGCCUCAGCCAGUUUACCCGAGGAAAUCUAUUCUGUGAUUUACUAUUAAGAUGAAGCAGAAGAGUAGGCAUCCGCAGCUGGCCUGGGUGCUGGUGCUCCGCUUCCUAACUCUGGUUUUCUGGGAUGUCUUGGGGGUCAGAGCCCUGGACAAUGGCUUGGCGAAAACCCCAACCAUGGGGUGGCUGCACUGGGAGCGGUUCAUGUGCAACGUAAACUGCCAAGAAGAGCCGGAUUCAUGUAUAAGUGAAAAGCUUUUCAUGCAAAUGGCAGAUCUCAUGGACUCAGAUGGCUGGAAGGAUGUAGGCUAUGAGUACCUUUGCAUCGAUGACUGUUGGAUGGCUCCCGAAAGAGAUUCAGAUGGCAGACUACAAGCAGACCCUACUCGUUUCCCUGGUGGUAUUGCCCGCUUAGCUAAAUAUGUCCACAGCAAAGGACUGAAGCUAGGGAUUUAUGCAGAUGUUGGAAAUAAAACCUGUGCUGGUUUUCCUGGUAGUUUUGGAUACUAUGACAUUGAUGCCCAGACCUUUGCUGAUUGGGGAGUAGAUCUGCUCAAAUUUGAUGGUUGUUAUUGUGACAGUUUGGAACAUUUGGCAGAUGGUUAUAAGCGCAUGUCCUUGGCCCUAAACAGGACUGGCAGAAGCAUUGUGUACUCCUGUGAGUGGCCCCUUUAUACGUGGCACUUUCAUAAGCCCAAUUACACAGAAAUCCGACAGUAUUGUAAUCACUGGAGAAAUUUUGCUGAUGUUAAUGACUCUUGGCAAAGUGUAAAGAGUAUCUUGGACUGGACGUCUUCUAAUCAGGAAGGAAUUGUUGAUGUUGCAGGACCAGGGGGUUGGAAUGACCCAGAUAUGCUAGUGAUUGGCAAUUUUGGCCUUAGCUGGGAUCAGCAGAUAACUCAGAUGGCCUUUUGGGCCAUCAUGGCAGCUCCACUACUCAUGUCCAAUGACCUCAGAACCAUCAGCACUCAAGCCAAGGCCCUCCUUCAGGAUAAGGAUGUAAUUGCUAUCAACCAGGAUCCCUUGGGCAAGCAAGGGUACAAGCUUAGAAAGGAAGACAAUAUCGAAGUGUGGGAACGCCCUCUCUCCAACUUAGCCUGGGCUGUGGCUAUGGUGAACCUUCAGGAAAUUGGUGGACCUCGUUUUCAUAGCAUUUUUGUUGCUUCCCUGGGUAAAGGAGUUGCCUGUAAUCCAGCCUGCCUGAUCACGCAGCUCCUGCCUACAAAGAAAAAGCUGGGGUUCUAUUCAUGGACUUCAACAUUAAAAACUCAAAUAAAUCCCACAGGUACUGUGUUGCUUCGGCUAGAAAGUGCAGGUCACGUCACGUUGCAUCAGAAAACUUCAUUUAAAAGGUGUACUACACUGUCCUAGUUCUGUUCAUCUUUUCCAUUCCUUCAGCUGUUAGUUCCUUCAAUAAAAUCUCCCAGUUAAAAUACUACUCAGUCAUAUAUGUAUGAAGCCCUGCCACUGGCAGUAACAUAGAUGGAGCUUUAGUUUCAAGUCAGGACCAGGGUGAUGCCUCGGCAUGUCAUAGCACAAGGUUUGCGUGUCCAAGGGUACCACUGUAUACCUGAAUUGAGCAGUGUUCUACUCUCAAAAGUGGAAGACUAUACUUACCAUAUUAGCAUCUCCCAGGAGGCAAAGAUUGUGAGGUUAAAUCUGGUUAAAGUCCACUGUAACAUGAAGAAUGUAACUAAAUUUACUGGUGGAGUGGCUGGUGGAAUAGCCCACUUUGCUUUGUGUUGUUUUACUGCACCAUAGUCAACGACUGCCACUUCUCCAGAUUCAAAGGAAGUCUCGAAACUUUACAUCAGGCUCAACCUGGUGCUGUUGACUGGCUGCGGAAGAAGGGCAAACGCUAGAAGAACUGCACCUCUUUUAAGUAAAUUGUUGCUAAUCAGUAAAGCAUGUAUAAUUUAUGAUAGGCAUCU